Messenger RNA from Petromyzon marinus (sea lamprey), 2842 nucleotides. RefSeq names its product guanylate-binding protein 1-like. NCBI's taxonomy places the organism in Eukaryota, Metazoa, Chordata, Hyperoartia, Petromyzontiformes, Petromyzontidae. Gene Ontology annotation, molecular function: GTP binding; GTPase activity. The record is from RefSeq and is a predicted model, not a curated record.
UCCCUGUCAAUCAUCCUCAGUUCUCACUCUUUCCAUUUGUAUUUCUCCAUCAAUCUCUUCAAUUACUUGCCUCUAACCAAUCCCCUUUCAGGCAAGUUAAGUGUCAAUCAGAGCGGCUUGUUUUACUUCUGGACUGUCGGUGUCAUGCACACCGUGUCCUUAGCGUUGGGUGAGUAUUUUCGGGUGUGAUUUAAUCACUUCAACGAUGUAAUUGUGGGAGAAUGUGAGCUGCUCAAUUAACUUAAUGAAGUGAUCCAUACUCUCACACAGAGACCCGUAGACCCUCAAACACACAUACCCAUAAGUUCACAUGAGACCAAAUAAAUACACACAUAUAUAACCAUAGGAUCACAUGAGAUAUCCGUAGACUCAGAUAAAAACUCGCAGACUCAUGUAGGCUCGCACAGAGGUCCUUAUAGACUCACGUAAAAAAAAAACUCACAGAUUCAUAAAGAGACCCCAUGAACUGACGUACAAAAAACAGUUUCAGAAUCACACAAAACAACAAUGUGGUUGCAAUCCAAAAACACAUUGGAGACCUGUCCCCAUGUUUAUGUUUUGUUCCCUUCCACCCGGUGGGAACCAGGUGGCUUUGCUGUAGGGCACGCAGUGCAAUCGAAGACUAAGGGCAUCUGGGCCUGGCCAAUUCCUCACCCAGCGAACAAGGAGAAUUGUCUACUACUGUUGGACACGGAGGGGCUGGGAGACCCGGAGAAGGCCAAUGAGGAACACGACAUCUGGCUGUUCAUCAUGGCCGUGCUGCUGUGCAAUGUGCUUGUCUACAACACCGAGAAGACUCUGGAUAACACGAGCCUGGAGCAGCUGCGCUACGUGAAGAACAUGUCAGAGCACGUUCGAUCCCAGAUUUCUCCUGAAGACGAAAAAUCAAGUGUCAUGGAAAGCCACUUGCCAUCCCUGGUUGUGUGUGUGCGGGACUGCGCACUGAAGCUGGAAUGGGACGGGAAGUCGUUCACUCCCGACGAGUACAUGGAGAAGUGCUUCCAGGUCCGCAGGAGCAAUUCCCCGAAAAAUGAAGAAUUCAACAGGGAACGCGACCUCAUGUGCUCAUAUUUUAAAAAGCGGAAGUGCUUCAUAUUCCCCAUGCCCACACACCCGGACGACAUGGACCAGCUGGAGAAUAAACUCAGCGAGACGUUUCUGAAAGUGGCGGAGGAGUUCACCUCUCACAUCUACCAGAUCAUGAAGUACAAGAACAUCGAUGGGGUCAUCCUCACUGGCCAACUCUUCCUGCAGGUUGCAGAGCUUUAUGUGCAGGCUCAUCGUUUGGGCGACAUGGCCUGCAUCGAGGGUGCACGGAAAGAGGUGGUGCUACUUGCCAACAAGCAGGCAAUGGAGGACGCCAAAGGGGUAUACCAGCGAGAGAUGGAGACGCUGCUGAAUAAGCUUCCUGUGGAGUACAAACAACUGCAACGACAUCAAGAGGAGUGCACAAAGAAAGCGAUGGCUCUCUUCUGCCGUCGCUCUGUGCUCGACUGCAAUCACGAGUUUGAGAAGAUGCUCUUGCGUUUCACGCUGGAAACAUUUGAGAAAAUGGAGAAAAAGAACACGGAGCAAUCAUACAAGUUGUCCGAACAGCGACUUCGUGAACUAUUUCAACACGUGAAUGAGAUGGACAAGGAAUUCAUGCAGCCUGGGGGCUAUCAGAGAUACAAGGCAGCAAUGCUGAAGCUGGAUGAAGAGUAUCGUGCGACAGAGGGACUCGGAGAAGAGAAAGACAAAGCCUAUGAAGAUUUUAUGGAAAAAAAUAAGGAUCGUGGACAAAGUAUCCUGAUGGUGGACAAGACACUGACCCAAGUUCAACAAGAAGAACUGAAGAGCAGAACAUUGGAAAGGAAAAGAAAGCAGGAUUCGGAGGCUCUGAAGAACGUUGACAAAGACAGGGAAUCAAACAUAUCACACUUGGAGAAUCAGCAAAAGGUCAUGACGGAGUUGUUUGACGAGAAGCUGAAGGCGAUCGAGAAUCACACAGACGAGAACAUAGCCAACAUAAAUAGUAACUUCGUGAAGAAAAUGAUGGAGUUUUUUCAGCAAAAGUGAAAGUGCGUGAUCUAUUAAUACCAUAUUAUCAAAAUUAAAAGACAUUGUGAAUUUAGGGCAUACUUUUUCAAGUGUCUUAUAACGUGGAGGAUAUCGCAGAGUUUAAUCAAAUGUGAAUAAGGGUACGGGCUUGCUUUGGAAUUUCAAAUUCAUGGUUGCAAAAUCCUCAAACCUGCAUUGUAAGCAUGUAAUAAAGAGCUUGUAGGAUGCGGGGGUCUUGGAGAAACAUCUUCCAGAUGAUGAUUAUGAAUGUGCUGCUUUGAAAUGUGGACAGAUUCCGUCUGGAACAUGUUUUAUGUCUUAAUGGCCAGUGAUGGUGUUUUCUGUCCUUUGGCUGCUAAUGCAUUGCUAUGGAGGACCAUCUCCUGGAAUAUUUUUCUGAACAACUACAUUAAACAUACUGUUUGGUUCUUUCGGUAAAGUCACGUAGGUAGAAAAAUAAAAUAAUAUAUCAUUAAAACAUAUCUUCCUGAAGAUACUGUAUUGUUUGCAUUUAUUAAGACCCCCCAAUUUGUGUCUUAUAAAGCAGAGCACAUAAUUAGAGGAUUCCCUGAUAGCAUUUUUUAUGAUGCAAUCUUAACUUUCACAAUGUGACAAGAUGUCAUUCAUAAUAGAGGUUUUUUGGGGGGGGGUUAGAUCGCGUAAAUGUGUCGUUAAAGCCGCCAGCACCACCCAACACAGCCAAUUAGUAAGGUCUGUAAAGUAAACAAAACGUAGUUAAUCUUUCACUAGUUCAGCACUAACAGGUGUGUGUGUGUGUGUUGGAGGGUAAACCCACUACAAC